GGACCUUGACAGUGAUGACCAAUCAUGGUCUCCUACCUGCCGUGUCUCUCCCCUUGAGCCUAUCCACAUGGAGCUGCCUAAGCCUGCUGCUCGCACUCCCAAGACAUCUACUCGUCGCAAGACGACGUCUCAACCGAAGGCUCGCGAGGUUACCGCGACAAGGUGGUCGUCCAGUCCGGAAAUAACACCGCAGGACUACCCCGCCACCAGUGUCUCACCCCCGCCCGCCCCCUCCUCCCCUGCCGCCAACAACACCGCCCGCAAGACCACCCGCAGUCUGUCCAGCGACUCCAACGCCAGCACGGGUCAGGCCCAGACCACCACCGGCCGCAAUGCGGCGAAGCGGGCGGCGCACAACAUCAUCGAAAAGCGGUACCGCACGAACAUGAACGCCAAGUUCGUCGCCCUGGAGAAGGCGAUGUGCGGCGGAGUCCAGAAGCCCACCAAGGGGGGCUCGGCGUCGCUGAAGAAGUCGGAGAUCCUGACCAAUGCCAUCACCUUUAUGCAAGAAUUGCAGGAGGAGAACAAGUCGCUCCAGAAGGAGCUUGCCAUGCUCAAACAAAGCAUGGUCCCGAGCGGGAUGUGGCGACAUAGCAAGGGGAGUGAGGCGUUUCACGCAUAAGCCUAGCGGCGAUGCGUUGUUUUGUCUCUGCCCUUGUAAUGACCGUCACGUAUAUUGUAUAAUAAUUAUGAUUUUCCUUUCUUCUGUUUCUUACAUCUUACAACAAGAUCUGGGAGUUUGUUUCAUGGCCCUCUCCUGUCGUGGGCGGCGAAUUAUGGGAUGAAUUGGUGUUGUGUUGAUAUAUACCCGGAGAUAAAAGUUCGACCUAAUCCACUCACUACUUUACAUAUUUGCUUAUCCGUUAACAAUGUAAAAUGUAAUACUACAAAGUAGAGGCACAAAAAGUAAUAAAAAACAGAAAGACCUAGACCGAGUU
This is a messenger RNA of Aspergillus vadensis CBS 113365, 938 nucleotides long. RefSeq lists its product as uncharacterized. Gene Ontology annotation, molecular function: protein dimerization activity. The record is from RefSeq and is a predicted model, not a curated record. The transcript has a single exon. Lineage: Eukaryota; Fungi; Ascomycota; Eurotiomycetes; Eurotiales; Aspergillaceae. The coding region runs from base 68 to 622 and encodes 184 amino acids.